Messenger RNA from Drosophila simulans, 2704 nucleotides. Its product is annotated as mucin-5AC. The transcript is spliced from 4 exons. The coding region runs from base 356 to 1600 and encodes 414 amino acids. The record is from RefSeq and is a predicted model, not a curated record. Gene Ontology annotation, molecular function: protein binding. Gene Ontology annotation, biological process: cell differentiation; multicellular organism development. NCBI's taxonomy places the organism in Eukaryota, Metazoa, Arthropoda, Insecta, Diptera, Drosophilidae.
GCUAGCUGCAUUAGUAAUAAUCCAAAAUAUUUACAGCAAAUAUAAAUUGUUAAUUAAUAAGAUCCCCCAAAAAGUUUUGUCAUUUCAUGAAUCUACUUAGCCAGUACAUGACCUUCCAAAGAGUUAAUCACGUGAAUGACCCACAGUUGAAAGUGCGAUAAAUAAUUAUGAAUGACACUGCCAAGUGCCACCUGCUCCAGUGGCUGCUUAUCGAAAUAAAGUUAUUGUUAUAGCAGAAGAAAAAAUGCGAUAAGUGCAGUGUCAGUGGAAAAAUGCAGCAAACUCGCAUGAUAAGCCGCGCGAGAGCCACUAUAAAGCUCUGGAUUCGACCCACGGAGGUCACAAACCACUCGAGAUGCAGACGCAGCAGAUACGGAAAGUUAGCAACAGUCGAGCUUUUACCAUGAUUCUAAUCCUGCUGCAAGUUCUUGGUAUCCUUGGCCAUGGAGUGGUGGCCCAGAAAAGCUCGCCCAUUGCCAAUUGGCACAUGGGUGAUCCGCACUACACAAGUGACCAGUACGCCAAGAUCCUGGGCGAAGCGGGUCUGGGCCAGGAUGCCGAUGACAAGGACCACAAGGGUCUGGGUCCCAUGCAGAUCCAGUACGUGGACUACCAGCCAAACUGCCAGCCAGGCGGAGUGCCAGUCUGUGCCACCAAUGGCACCGAUAGCUUCUACUUCGAGAACCACUGCCGUUUGGAGGCGGCCAACAUGAAGAUGCUCUUCCAGCACGGCACAGAACUGGAGCCCACGGAGAUGGAGCGAUGCCUGCCCACCUGCCAGACGAUGAAGUGCACCCAGGUAGAGCGUCCAGUUUGCGCGCUGGCCGAGAUUGGAGGAGCUAUUCCACAAACAUUCGCCAACGAGUGCGAAAUGCGAAGACACGAGUGCCACACGAAACAAGUCCUGAGAAUCCUGCACACGGGUCCUUGUCAGACUCCAGCCAAAAGUGGGCGCAAAAAGAAGCUGCGUCGCAACAAGAAAAAGCGACCAACAUCCAACGCCUCCAUUUCAAAGUUCGCCACCGUUCCUAAGAAAGUAUACGUAAUGCUGGCCACUCCUGCACCUAGGAGCAGCACCACCACGCCCAGGACCUUCUUUAGCACAACCACUACCAGAAUCACGACGACGGCUAGGAUGAGGCCCACCAAACAGACCAGCACAAGUCCCUCGCCCAUGCAAUUCCAGCAGCUGAUGAACUUGGCCAAUCCCAUGGUCUCCGUUUCCCAGGCUGUAGAUGCCUACAAUGUAUACAAUAUACCCGAUGUGGGUCACGAUUACGGCGAGAUAACCGACUCCUCGCUCUCGAUGUUUUUGCCAGAAGUUGGUCGUGUCACAGAGCCUUAUUCCAUGCCCAUAAGAGCCACGACCACAACCACCAGCACCACCACCACAUCCACCACAACGCCAAAGCCAGUUUUAGCCACAUCCAGAAUCAUCACUCCUUCGAGCACCAGCACUAUGCCAUCCUUCCUGUCUGUUCGGAUGCCCAGCACUACUGAGAUUGUCGAAGAAUCCACAACAGAGAAUCCGGAAGCGAGUACGCAAGCAUACAGCACCACUCAAGAAUCCACUGACACUUCAAAAACCAAAGUAUUUUAAUAACUAUGUAAAAAUUAACCUAAUAUUUAUUAAAAUUAUUUAUACAGCUUUUGAGAUAUACCCUAAAUUAUAAAGAAAUAUUAGAAAGGUUGACAAUUCUUAGACAAUACUGCUUAAUUUAUAACAUAUUAAUUAUACUCUACGAGUAACGGAUAUAACAACUUUUUGUCACGCCCACAAACAGCCCAUUUGUUCUCAUUAUAAUUUCUAAUAUCUAUGGAUACUAUAUGCCAUAAAAAUUGUGAAAUUUCGAGUUCUUACUUCCACUAGCUGAGUAACGAGUAUCUGAUAGUCGAAGAACUCGACUACAGCAUACUACUUUGUUUCACAUGAUAACUUUUUUAAAUCAGUAUGCCUGUUAAAUUCCUUUCAAGUCAAAGUUUGCUCUUUCUGCUUUGACUGACAAAAUAACUCAGAUAAUUUCAGUUGCCUUACUGAUCAACAUACAGACAGAACAAAAUACAAUAAACAGUGGAAAAACAUGGGUUAUAUGCUGUUCGUUCUAUAUGUAAUGUAUGGAUUACUUUUCCCUAUAUAUAUAAGAAUAUUUGGUAGGAUAUACUUUCUAUUGGCGGAUCUUUCCGGACGGAACGGACAGGCUUGUGAAAAGUGCUUAGCGGAAAAAUCGAUUGAAGAGAGAUCCGAUUUUCUACGAGCGGGCCUAACGGAAUGAAAUGGCGAUGUUUGGUUGGAUAAUAAUGGUUGGAAUGCCCAAUAGCGCUUUGCAAGAGGUAGAUAAUAUACUGAACAUUAUAACAACAGCUACGAACUUGGACGGUGAUUUUGUCAAGAUGAUUAAGAACGAAGCGUUGGCAAAUUUGCCACUGGAAACAUGAAUGAAAAUGAAGAAGAUCCCUGAUAUUCAGCCAUUUUGACUUCCGUUUACCGCCUAAGAAAACUUUUCAUCCAAUGCGUUAAAUCCAUGAAAACUCAGUAUAAUUUCGAAUGCAACCAUUUAUUGUCAUAGAACUUUCUUAAAUUUACAAUUUUUAAAUCAAAAGCAACAAUGGUCUAUAAACACAACAUAUGUACAAUUACACUAGAACGCAGUAUAUAACGUGUUUAACAGCCCAAAAAUAUAAAAUAAAUGUUACUCCGAUCUGA